AUGGAGAGUAAAAAAAAUUGUACAAUUUUUUCCUUGUAUAGUGAUAAUGAGAAAGAAAAAGGAACAUUACAUUAUAUCUCUUUUAAAUUUCUUUUCUUAAGUUUAUAUGUGAUUGGAUUUUACCUUUUUUUUCUAAAUAUAUCAUUAGAAAAGAAGGGCUUUGAAAUUGUUAAUAUUAGAAACGUAUAUGUACGAAAUUUAGGUGAGGCACAAAAAAAUAGCAACGGUUCACAAAGGAAAAGAAAUUUAAAUCUUAAAAAUGAAGAUAUAAAUAAAACAAAAUCUAAUGGAAAUAUUAAAAGUAAUGAACAAAAAGUAGAGGAAAAUAAUGAUUGUACUAACAAUUAUAUGAAGAAUAAUAAUGAGGAAAAUAAAAGUAAUAGAUCUGUGAAUAAUAUAAAUUAUAAUGAUUUAACAAAGAAUUUAACAGAAAAGGAAUUAUAUGAUGUACUAAAUUCAUUAAAAGAAUGCCCACCGAAUGAAGAUCUUAGAAAUUUAUGGACUCACACACUCGGUAUUGCAAAAGAAGGUUUGGAUGAUAUAUUAAAAGAGUUAAAAGAAUCAACAAAAAAAAACUUAGACAAUCAUAAUUUUCUAUGGGAUGAUUUUAAGAAACGUUGGUUAUAUGAUUAUGUAUGUAAAAAAUAUAGUAAUAAAUUUUGUCAAUCUUUGAUAAAGGAAGAGGUGGAAUACACUAAAACAUUUUUUAGUUUAAUUAAUGAUAAACACACACUUGAUGAGAUAUUAAAAUUUAUUUAUUCCUACUUAGAAUUUUUUCAAAUAUUAAAAAAAGAAUUGUAUGAAAAAUACAAAGAGAAAAUAUUAAAAAAACUUGCAUAA
Messenger RNA from Plasmodium adleri (nom. inval.), 840 nucleotides. RefSeq names its product Plasmodium exported protein (PHIST), unknown function. NCBI's taxonomy places the organism in Eukaryota, Apicomplexa, Aconoidasida, Haemosporida, Plasmodiidae. The transcript has 2 exons. The coding region runs from base 1 to 840 and encodes 279 amino acids. The record is from RefSeq and is a predicted model, not a curated record.